This is a messenger RNA of Bombyx mandarina (wild silkworm), 1000 nucleotides long. RefSeq names its product Tetratricopeptide repeat domain 1. The record is from RefSeq and is a predicted model, not a curated record. Gene Ontology annotation, molecular function: protein binding. NCBI's taxonomy places the organism in Eukaryota, Metazoa, Arthropoda, Insecta, Lepidoptera, Bombycidae.
UUCAUACAAAUCGAAAGCGAUUUUCGAGAGAUUCUUUAACAUUACAUGAAUUUGUUUUGUGCGAAUACAUGGUGAUUAACAUUUAAACAGCUAAAGAACUCGUCACAGGAUAUUUUAGCGUACGUUUUAAUUAUAAUAACCAUGUCUGAUAGGCUUAAAAAUACGUGCAAAACUUCUAAUGAGGCUGUAAUUAAUGACAUCACAAGGGAUUUGGAAACAUCGCUCAAUACUAACGAAAAUACCGAAGGAUAUGUCAUUCAGCCCGGUACUAGUGAGGAACAAUGCUUUUCUACAGAAACAACGAAAAAUCAUACAGAACUACCCAAAGAAGCAGAAUUCGACGCUGACCAUAACGCAUCAGACAACGAAGAAGACAAAGAAAGCGAUACAGAUUCUAUAGAUGAAGAACAUUUAAAAGAUGAUGAGGUAGCACUAACGGAUGACCAGAAAGCGGAAAGGCUGAUCAUGGCCGAGGAAUUGAAACAGGCCGGAAACAAUUCUUACAAAUGUGGAGAGUAUGAGAGAAGUGUAGAGAAAUACACCGAAGGUUUGAGAUUAUGUCCUCUUCAAUUCGACAAAGUACGAGCGAUUCUAUAUUGCAACAGGAGUGCGGCUAGGAUGAAAUUGAAAAAGUAUCAAAAGUCAAUCAAGGACUGCACUAAAGCACUGGAACUCGAUGACAAAUACGUCAAAGCGUACUUAAGGCGUGCCUCGUCCAACGAGCUAUUGGAAAAGUAUCAAGACGCCUUGAGCGAUUAUGAGAAGGCUCUAGAAUUGGACCCGUCUUUGGAGGAGACCAGGAAAGCCGUGGUCCGCCUGAAGCCGAUCGUGGAAGCCAAGAAUGAGGAGAUGAAGAAAGAGAUGCUGGGGAAACUGAAGGAUCUGGGGAACAUGAUACUGAAGCCGUUCGGUCUGUCCACGCAGAACUUUAAUAUGGAACAGGACCCGGAGACGAAAGGAUACAAAAUUAAUUUUAAGCAAUAAAACCAUGUUGGAUGUU